AUGCGAAAGAGCUUAUACGCUAUUGUCAGCUCUAGUGCUUUGAUGCCCGAAAGAGCGCCUGGUGCAGCAUUGAGACAGCCUUCGUGGAUCGAGGAGUUUCGGGUCUAUCGAGCUUUAUGGCACAUAAAGUUGAAGUCAAACAUAGCCAAGGCAGCACAUGGCUCUUGGGUCCACAACCAAUACUCGUCAGAACUUCGCUGGGGGGGUUGGAAUUGGAAACCAUCCGACCAAGAACGAGUCUAUAGUUGGUAUGAGAGCAGAGUGAACCCCCGGGACCUCAUUGAGGCUAUUGCCACUUCCGACGUUCUCAGCAUGAUUCCUGUGUCUUCAAAAAUUGUCUCUGACAAAGUCUCUCUAUCGAGCAUUGAGGCAAAGUAA
Molecule: messenger RNA, 378 nt
Organism: Penicillium angulare
Lineage: Eukaryota; Fungi; Ascomycota; Eurotiomycetes; Eurotiales; Aspergillaceae
Exons: 1
Coding region: 1-378 (125 amino acids)
Source: RefSeq, a predicted model, not a curated record